Chelonus insularis is the source of this 28254-nucleotide messenger RNA. RefSeq names its product projectin protein bent (gene bent). The record is from RefSeq and is a predicted model, not a curated record. Lineage: Eukaryota; Metazoa; Arthropoda; Insecta; Hymenoptera; Braconidae. The transcript is spliced from 56 exons. Gene Ontology annotation, biological process: protein phosphorylation. The coding region runs from base 830 to 27496 and encodes 8888 amino acids. Gene Ontology annotation, molecular function: protein kinase activity; ATP binding; protein binding.
AGUGGAUUAAGUUUUAGUUCGGUUAGUUCGCGUGCUGGGCCACGGCGAUUGGGACGGCGGACGGAGCGACGACAAAUAUACAUGAGAUAGCGGAGAUAAAAAAAAUAGUAAAAGAAGAGAAAGAGAGAAAGAAAAGAGAGAAGAAAGAGGGGCGAAGGGGAUUUAUUUUUCUUAACGGCUGGGAGAGGGAAUACUGUGGUAGUCUGACGAGUGGUGAGAAUAAAUAGUGACGAAUAUAAUUAUUGUUUGACGAAUCAACGAAACAUCGAACAACAAGAGACUCGACUGCGAUUAUACGAUUUAUUUUAUUCGGUUUUGCCGGUUAAUAGUAACCGAAUUUUUCCCUAAUUAUAUAUAUUUUUUUUUUACAAAGAAGCUGUUACGUGGGUGGAAGAGAUUGGGAGAGACUCUUCUCAUCAACGUGCUUCUUAAGGGAAAGUGAAUUUUCGGUUACGUCGGUGGUUUAUCUCGCAACAUAACUAUCAUCAAGUAAGUUUCAACACACGCCGAAUAGAAAAAAAAAGUAAUAAGGAAAUUGAGGGUAAAUGAAUUGCGUAAGUGUCUGUAAAGAGGGUGAUGAUAAGUUUGUGAAAUGUAUUAAAUAUAGUUAUCUCCAAUCAAUAAUCCAGUGAAUAAUCAGUGCAUCACUGCUAAGAGGAUAAAAUAAAUCUUUCGGGAAUAUACGUGCAAAAAAACAAAUAAUUAAAAGGAAUCCAGUAACCUGGUGAGGAUCAUUGGAGCGCAAAAGCGCUCUUCUAUUUGAAUGUUGCCACGGGACUACCGGUGUUAAGCAGCAACAGCUGGAAAAUUUCGGUGACACCCCGUAAACAUGGGUGUCGCCGAUGAUUUUGCGCCGAGCUUUACGCAAAAGCCCCAACUUCGUCAGGAAGAUGAGGGCAAUCGUCUUAUCUUUGAGUGCCAACUAGUCAGCUCACCAAAACCAGAAAUAUCAUGGUUUCGCGGUGAUGAACAACUAAAAGCAGAUUCAAGAACAAAUUUUAAGAUCCAAGGUAUUGGGGCCAACAAGUUUCUCGUUGUUCUUGAAAUUGAUGAUGUUAUCGAGACCGAUGCUGGGCUUUACAAAGUCAAGGCCAUGAAUAAGAUGGGCGAGGUCGCGGCGUCAAUUAACUUGAACUUCAGCCCGAUGGAUGAACAAAGAGAAAAACAAAUUGAUGGUAUCGCCCCGACAUUCGCUAAAAAACCUGCUAUAAGACAAGAAGAUGAUGGAAAACGAUUACUCUUUGAGUGUCGCAUCACCGCUGAUCCCACUCCCAAAGUUUCAUGGUUUCACGAUGGGAACUUAGUCAAGGAUUCACCAAGACAUAAGCUAUCUAUUGACAAAGAUGGACAUUCGUACUUUGCAACCCUUGAAAUAAAAAAUGUGACUGUUGAGGAUGCUGGAAAAUACAAAGUCACAGCAAAGAACGAACUUGGUGAAUCCAAUGCUACGAUAUCCCUCAAUUUCGACAGCGAUGAAGCACCAGUGCCUGAUGAUGGAAUCAAACCGACAUUCACCGAACGACCUGUGAUCAGACAAUCUGAUGACGGCAACACUAUAACCUUCGAGUGUCGAUUAGUUGGAGAUCCAAAACCGAGUGUUAAGUGGUAUCAUGGGACCAACGAAAUUAGAGAAAGUGGAAGAUACAAGAUAUCUUUGGAAGCUGAUCAGAAAUUAUACUACUUAGCAAGGCUACAAAUAAGUAACGUACAGAAAAAUGAUAGUGGAGAGUAUAAAGCUAUGGCUAAAAACAAACAUGGUCAAGGCACAGCAACAAUUAAUCUCAACUUUGAAGGCGGUGAUAAACCUAAAAUUCCCGAUGGCAAACCUCCUCGUUUUCCGAAGAAACCAACGAUUCGACAGGAAGGCGAUAUUUUAAUAAUGGAGUGCAUCCUUGAAGCUCAUCCCGUACCCGAUAUAACGUGGUACCAGGGACAGAAAGCAAUUAAUGGAAGUUCACGUAUCAAAAUGUCAAAAAAGUCAACUGGAAAGGAUACUUAUCUACUCACACUUGAAAUUUUAAAUCCAACAAAGGCCGACGGAGGACACUAUCGCUGUAAUGCAUUUAAUAAUUACGGCGAGAGUAAUGCCAACAUCUCCUUAAAUUUCCAAGAGGAUGCUGGUGGCUUUGCACCUUCUUUCAUCGAGAAACCACGAAUAAUUCCUAAUGAGAAUGGCACCCUUAUCACUAUGAAGUGUAAAUGUAAAGCCAAACCCAAGCCAGAAGUAACGUGGUUUCGGGGAACAAAUGUCGUCAAACAAUCUUCGAAGAUAACGAUCAAAUCUAAAGAUAUUGAAGAAGACAUAUAUGAAUUAACAAUGGAAAUUAAGGAUCCUACCGGACCAGAUGGUGGUACUUAUCGGUGCCAUGUUCAGAACGAAUUUGGAGAAAGCAACGCGAAUCUUAACUUGAACAUCGAAGCUGAACCAGAACCGGAAGGCGAUGGACCGACUUUCGUAGAGAAGCCCAGGAUUCAAUCGCAAGAUGGUGGUAAAAUUGUUAUUAUGGAUUGUAAAGUCAGGGCUAAACCUAAGCCAGAAAUUGUCUGGACUCAUGCUGGAAAAGUAGUCAAUGAGUCAUCUAAAAUAAAACUUAGUGUUGUAAAAGAAAAGGAAGAUAUUUAUUAUAUCAAACUCGUCCUUAACGAUCCUGGUGCUGAUGAUUCUGGAUUGUAUAAAUGUAAUAUCAAGAAUACUCUUGGGGAACUUAAUGCAAAUCUCACUUUGAACGUCGAAAUUAUUCCGGUGAUAAAAGAAAAACCCAAAGUGAUUAAGAUUGUCAAAAAGAAGACAGUUAUAGUUGAAUGCACAGUUCUGUCCAAGUUUGCACCAGACUGUACGUGGUUUAAAGAAACUCAGGCAGUAAAGGAAGACUCAAGACACAAACUCCAUGUAGAAAAAGUUAAAGAAGGAGAAUUUGCUGUCAAACUAGAAAUUGAACAAAUUUCUACUGCUGACAAAGGAAGAUAUAAACUCGUAGCAAGGAAUGAGAAGGGUGAAGCUACUUCACAAGUUGUUGACAUUGCUGAACUUCCAGAAGAAGUGGAAAAGCCCAAGAUUGGCUCUGGAUUAAAAUCAGUGACUGUCGAGCAUGGCGAAAAUUUCGAAUUAUCUGCAUCACUUACACGUCAAGAUAAAAAAGUCACUAUUGAGUGGUACAGAGACACAACUAUAAUAAAGAGCUCCAAAAAUAUCCAAAUUUCAUUUAAUGGAAUUGAGAUGAAACUAGUUAUAACCUCAGCCACAGAGGAAUUUAGCGGUACCUACAAAGUCGUUGUGAGCAACGAAGCCGGAAAAGAUGAAUCGAGCACAACUGUUACAGUCAAGAAACGUACAGAAAAGAAAAAAGAAGAAGAAGAAGAAAUAAAGAAAAAGAAAAAAGUAGAGAAAAAGAAAGAAGAAGAGAAAAUCGAGGAAGUUAAGAAGUUAGAAGAGAAAAAAGUUGAAGAGAAAAAGAAGAUUGAAGAGUUCAAGAAGGAGGAGGAAGAAAAGAAGGAAUAUUCAAUAACUGAAUCCAUUGAUGAGGACGAUAAUGCUAGUGAAAUAACAGAGGAAGACGAAGACUUGGUGAGUGUCAUCGAGUCCAGUAUCGCCGAGUCAAUAUUUGAUGAACCAAAGUCCACCAUUUCUGACAUAAUUACACUUGUUCAGGAUAAACAAGAGAAGAAACAAAAUGGUCUUCCCAAACCAGACAAGGAAACUGAAAUUUCGAAGAAAAAGGAAGAGACUUUCAACAAUGUUGAACAAGUGGAAGAAAGGAAGUCCUUGAAGAAAAAGUCUGAACCAAAACCAGAAGACAAAAAAGAACCCGAGAAGAGGAAAUCGAUUAAGAAGAAGGAAGUUGAAGUGACUGAUAAGUCACGUGAAACUACUCCGAAACCGGAAAAAAUAUCUUCUCGCAAGUCUUCUAUAAGUAGAGUAGAAGAGUUGAAAACUGAAAGCCGACGAAGCUCUCUCGUCUCCACUACUGAGGAAACAAUUACAGAAAAUGGUAGUCCAUUUUCCAGUAGACGGUCUUCAUUGCAACAGGUUGAAGAAGAGAAGUCUUCUAGUCGUCGAUCUUCAAUUAUGGAGAAGAAAAAAGUUACAGAAAAGAAAACAAAACCAACGGAAAAAACAAAGCCAGCUGAGAAAAUUGAAGACGUGAAGGAUAAACCCGAAUCGAAAUCAAAAUUAUCUGUGGAUGAACCUUCACCACUGAAGAAACGAUUAUCAGUUUCAAAGGACACUCCUGCUAAAAAAGAAGAGGAAAAACCAGUAGUAGAUUUGAAACCCGUAGACAAAAAAAUAGCUGAAUUAAAGAAGGAUGGACCUACACUAAAACCUAAAAGUAAACUUUUAGACAAGCCAGAACUUCAGAAGGAAGAAGUAGUUCUCAGAAAGAGCAGCUUAAAACCUGUUCAAAAGGUGGAAGAGAAAGAAAAAAUAGAACUCAAGUCGACCAAUGGCGAAUCCAAUGAUGCAGAGCAAAAUGACAAAGAGUAUCGUAAGCUGCCAAAGGUGGCAGCAAAAUUCGAGAACUUCCUCAGUGUACAACUAAAACCCGUAGUUAAAGAACCUAAACAGCCUCAAAAGGCAGAAAAUGGCAUAAGUUAUGAAUUGAAGAAAACCGAGAAGGCAGAGAAGAAAGAUGUAAAGAAAACAAAAGUCUCGAAAGCUGAUAAAGAAAAGAGCUAUGAACUUCCAGAGAUUCCAGACUAUGAAAGACCGGUGUUAGAGAAACCUCAAGAAUUUGAAUUUUCAGAAUAUGGAGGUCGUGAGAAAACAAAACUUGAUCGACCAGCAACACAGAAAUUCGACUCAAAACCAAAACCACCGGAAAUUAAAACACCUCAAGAGACGCCAAAGAUCGAAGUUAUCAAAGAAACAACUCCAGUUGGAAGCAGAAGACCAUCUCUUGUGCCUGGAAGUGGUGCAAGUAGUCGUCGUGGGUCUCUUAUUCCUCCUGAGGAAUUGGGACGCAGACCUAGUCUUAUCAUCAGCGACGAGGAGAAUAGGAAGCUGCGUCCUGGCGAAGUGAUUGAAGAGAAGAAGGCUGGAAAGUUACGCCCCGGCGAGGUGUUAGACGCCAAGAUUAAACACGGGCGCCCCGGUGAGGUGCAAGAUAAACAGCGACGUCGUCCGAGUACGGACCUCAGAAGACCAAGCGUGGCGGACCUUGAGAAUAAGAUCAACCAACCUAGUACACCCCUUCGAGAUGUGGGACCCGCUGGACCACCACAAAUCGUCGACGUGCAGGAGUCAUACUCUGCAGUCGAGGACUCGACGGCCUAUCUCACCGUUCAGGUGGAAGGAAAUCCUGCGCCAACAUUUAAAUUCUACAAGGGAAUGACAGAAAUUAUCGAAGGUGGUCGAUUCAAAUUCUUAACAGACACAGAAACAAAUACCAUCACACUAUGUAUGAGAAAAACCAAGCCUAAUGAUGAGGGAACAUAUAAAAUUGUUAUCAGUAAUAUCCAUGGCGAGGAUUCAGCUGAAAUGCAGCUUUAUGUAUCCGAUGCCAGUGGAAUGGAUUUCCGAGCUAUGCUCAAAAAAAGGAAAUACCAAAAAUGGGGAAGAGAAGACCCAGAUCCAGAAAAAGUCGAUCUCAAAGAAGUGGAAAAACCUAUGCCAGCCUUAAAGAAGGUUGAAAAGAAGCAAGAUUCUUUCCUGAAACCUUUAGUGGAUCAAUAUGCUAAAGAGGGUAAAGAUAAGAAAGUUACGUUUGAUGCAAACUUCUCCAAACCAAAUGCAAAACCAAAGUGGUUCUUCCGUAAAGAUGAGCUCUUCCCUUCAUCGAAGUACAAAUUCAAGAAUGAAGAAGAUUCUUAUCAACUUGUAAUUUUGAAUCCCAAAGUUGAAGACACUGGCAAAUACACUAUUGACAUUGGCGGAAUAACAAGCACAGCUUUUCUCAAUGUCGAUGAACCUGAUCCAUCUUACACGUUUAUCAAGCCCUUAUCAAAACAGACUGAAGGUUUCACUAGACAUGAAGCCUUCAUGGAAUGUACCCUCAGUUCAAAUCUUGCUCAAGUUACUUGGUACAAAGGAAAAACGAAACUCGAGGACGGUGAUAUAUAUGGAAUCUCUAAGGACAUGUCUGGAGUCUGUAGAUUAACAAUUAAAAAUGCUAAGUUAGAAGAUAGUGGUGAAUAUUGUUGUAAAAUUAGUAAGCAAACGGAAAAGACAGAAACAACUCUUACUAUUGUUGAAUACCCAUACAAGUUCGUUAAAGUACUGAAACAUCAACAAGCAGUAGAGAAAGAAACUCUUACAUUGCUUUGUGAGCUCGAUGAUGCUGCUGGUGACGUUAAGUGGUUCAAAGGUGAUCAAGAGAUCACAGGAGAUAAAAGGGUUCAAAUUAAAGAAGACGGUCGCAAACGAAAGCUCAUUAUCAAAGAUGCAAAAGUUACAGACGCUGGAAUGUAUUCUUGUGUCAGCAAUGCUGAUAAAACUGAAGCUGAAAUCACUGUCAAUUACUUGAAUCGUUUCAACAAGAAACUCAAAGACACUACUGGAAUAGAACGAGAGAAGCUUGUUCUCGAUGUAGAGCUUCAAGACCAAACAGCUCCAGCUGAGUGGACAUUCAAUGGCAAACCAAUCGAACCCAAUGAUAGGAUUGAAAUAAAAAAUCUUGGAGGUGGUAAACACCAAUUAGUUUUCAAUAAAUUAGAAAUGAGUGAUGAGGGUGAAAUUACUUGUAAGAGUGGAGAGCUCACAAGCAGUUGCAAACUCUCUGUGAGAAAAGGUGAAAGUAAACCAAUACCGGAAAUUCCCGAUAAAGUGGAAGGUCCUUGUUCAGCGCCUAUUGUCUUUAUAAUUCCAUUCAAAAUUGAAGGCACUAAACAAACUCCCAUUGAAGCUAAGUUAAUGAAAGACGGUAAAGCAUUGCCUUUGAAAGAUGUUGAGAUUAUCGUGGGUGAGGAUAAAAUUACUUAUAAAUACAAGAAACCUCAACGAGCUUUGUCCGGCAUUUAUCAAGUUGCCAUUAGCAAUGCUCAAGGAGAAGAAGUUAAAGAUGUUAACAUUAUCAUGCAAGAUGUUCCAACAGCUCCACGAGAUGUUGAUGUAACUGAUGUCUUUGCAACAUCUUGUGUUGUAUCAUUCAAACCAUCAGAAGAUGAUGGAGGCGCUCCUAUCACCAAAUAUGUUAUUGAACGUUUGGACAUGAGUUUAAAGAAUCAAUGGGAUAGUGUUGGUGAAGUAAUGCCAGGAGAGAAAUGCUCAUAUAAAGUAGAAGAUCUUAAAACGAAAAAAGAAUACAAAUUCCGUAUUCGCGCAGUUAAUAAAAUUGGAACAAGUGAACCUGCGAUGUUUGGUAAGCCGAUUCUCGCUAAAGAUCCAUGGGAUGAACCUGGUAAACCUGAAAAUGUUGAAGUCACUGACUGGGAUGUGGAUCAUGCAGAUUUGAAAUGGACCAAACCAGAAAGCGAUGGAGGUGCUCCAAUCACUGGUUAUGUUAUUGAAUAUAAAGAAAAGUUUGGAAAAGAAUGGGUGAAAGGAAAAGAAAUUGAUGGUGAUGUUACAUCUGGUACUAUUGAUGGCUUAAAAGAAGGAACUCAAUAUGAAUUUAGAAUUCGUGCAGUUAAUAAAGCAGGACCUGGAGAACCUUCCGAUGCAACUAAACCUAUUAUAGCUAAAUGCCGAUUCGUCAAGCCUUUUAUUAUUGGCGAUCAACUGACCAAUUUAGUUGUGAAAAAAGGUCAAGUUAUCAAAUAUGAUAUUAAAUAUGGUGGUGAACCAGAGCCUGAGGUACAUUGGUUCCUGGGAUCAAAAGAAUUAGCUCAAGAUGCUGCUGAGCGAAUAACGAUCGAUAAAUAUGAAAGAAAUACUGUGAUUACAAUACGUAAAACUGUUCGUGCAGAUUCUGGGAAAUAUAAAUUGGUUCUCAAUAAUAGUUCAGGCGAAUGUGAAAGCUCUGCUGAUGUUGUAGUGCUUGAUAAACCAACCGCACCUCUUGGUCCAUUAGUUACAGAAGAAGUACGAGCAGAUCAUAUCACUGUUAAAUGGAAGAAACCCAAAGACGAUGGUGGUUCUGAAAUUACUGGAUACACUUUGGAGAAAAUGGAUAUGGAUACAGGUCGUUGGGUUCCUGCUGGUGAAGUUGGACCUAAUCAAGAUAGCUUCACAUUUUCAGGCCUUACACCUAAUAAAAAAUACAAGCUUCGUGUAAAAGCUACAAAUAAAGAAGGUGAAUCUGAGCCUUUGGUAACAGACGAAGCCAUAUUAGCGAAGAAUCCCUAUGACGAACCUGAUAAACCAGGCAAACCUGAAAUCUUCGAUUACGAUAAUAUGAGUGUAUCCUUACGAUGGGCAAAACCAGAAAAAGAUGGUGGUAGACCUAUUACUCAUUAUGUCAUUGAAAUGAAGGACAAAUUCGCUCCAGAUUGGCUAGAAGUAAUGAAAACAACAGAUGCAACUCCUGAAGCAAAGGUUGAAGGAUUGAAAGAAAAAAUGGUGUAUCAAUUUAGAGUUCGAGCAGUAAACAAAGCUGGACCUUCACAACCUAGUGAACCAACGGACAAUCAUAUAUGUAAACACAGAAAUUUGAAACCAAGGAUAGAUCGUACCAACUUGAAAUCAGUUGUUAUCAAAGCUGGUCGUACUCAUAAGUGGUCAGUUGAUAUUAUUGGUGAACCUCCACCAAGAACUAAUUGGAUCUGGAGAGAUAAUAUUCCUCUCACUACAACAGAGCGUAUAAAAAUUGAUGAUGUAGAAUAUCAUACUGAUUUUACAAUUGUAAAUGCAGUACGUAAAGAUAGUGGAAAAUACACAUUGGUAGCAGAAAACGUUAAUGGCAGAGAUGAAGAAACUGUUGAACUCACAGUUCUUGGUAAACCUGAUGCACCUGGUGGACCACUAGUGGUUACUGACGUUACCAAUCAAACGGCCAAAGUCAAAUGGCAGAAACCCGAAGACGAUGGCGGUGUUCCUAUUCAGGAAUAUGAAAUUGAAAGGAUGGACACCAAAACAGGCAAAUGGGUCCGAUGUGGAAAAGUACCAGGAAAUUCACCUAACAUGGAAUUUGAAAUUACUGGUCUCAAUCCUGGCAAUGAAUACAUGUUCCGAGUUACUGCAGUUAAUGAUGAAGGUGACUCUGAACCAUUGAUGAGCGAGAAACCGAUUAUAGCUAAGAAUCCAUUCGAUGAACCUCAUGCCCCAGGAACUCCAUUAAUUACUGAUUAUGAUAAUGAGUCUGUUAGUAUUAAAUGGACAGCUCCAGACUUUGAUGGUGGUGCUCCAAUUGAGAAAUACAUCAUCGAGAAGAAGGAUAGAUAUAAGCCGGAUUGGGAAAAGGCUAUGGAAGUUCCAGCCACUGGGGAAUUAGCAGCUAAAGUUAUGGGUUUGAAAGAUAGAGCGGAAUAUCAGUUUAGAGUUAUUGCUGUUAACAAAGCUGGACCUUCUCCACCAUCUGAUGCUUCUAAGAUGCAAAUGGUCAAACAUAAAGCACUGAAACCAAGAAUUGAUCGAACCAAUUUGAAGCCUAUCGUUGUAAGAGCGGGCAAGCCUAUUAAAUAUGACAUCGAUGUUCAAGGCGAACCACCUCCAGAGAUAACAUGGUAUCACAAAGAUGAACUAGUGAAGUCUGGUGGAGCCAUUGAAAUUGUUAAUAUUGACUACAAUACUAAGUUAAGCAUAACAGAUACCAUUCGAAAACAUACAGGUGUAUGGAAGAUAAAAGCUGUCAAUGCUUCUGGAGAAGAUGAAGCUGAAGUUGAAGUUACAAUACUAUCGGCUCCUGGUCAACCGAAAGGUCCUCUAAAGGUAUCAGACGUAACAAAGAAUGGCUGUAAAUUAAAAUGGGAAAAACCUGAAGAUGAUGGUGGUAAACCAAUCACUGGUUACCAAGUUGAGAAACUCGAUAAAACGACUGGUCGAUGGGUACCAGUUGGUCGUACUAAUGACACCGAAAUGGACGUAAAAGGUCUAACAGAAGGACACGAAUAUGAGUUCCGUGUAAAAGCUCUAAAUGAAGAAGGAGAAUCUGAACCACUUAAUACAUCUGGUGGAAUUGUGGCAAAAAAUCCUUUCGACGUUGCUGGCAGACCUGGUGUACCAGAAUUCGAAGACUGGGAUGUUGAUAGAGUAGAUUUGAAAUGGACUCCACCUAAAAGCGAUGGAGGUGCUCCUAUUACAGGUUAUAUCAUUGAGAAAAAAGAGAAAUUCUCAAGUCAUUGGGAAGAAGCAAUUGAAACUACUUCUUCAGAGCCAAAAGGGCGUGUUACCGGACUGAAAAAAGGAUCUACUUAUCAAUUUCGCGUGCGAGCUGUAAAUAAAGCUGGACCAUCAGAACCUAGUGAUCCUACUAAACCACACAUAGCUAAAGCUCGCUACCUUAAACCUCAUAUCAAUCGAGACAAAUUACAGAUGGUUAAAGUAAGAGCUGGUCAACAUGUGAAGCUCGAAGUAGAUGUUGAAGGUGAACCUCCUCCAACAAUUACAUGGUCUCGAGGUAGUACUGUUCUUGAAAAUGUUCCAAAUUUGAAAAUUGAAAAUGAAGAUUACUUGACCAAAUUCAAUAUGUCUCACACCAGUCGUAAAGACACUGCCAAAUACACCAUCACAGCUGUUAAUGACUCAGGUCGUGAUGAAGCUGAAGUUGAAAUAAUAAUUCUAGAUAAGCCUGAUAAACCAGAAGGGCCUCUAGAGGUUGUAGAUGUUCACAAAGAAGGUUGUAAACUUAAAUGGAAGAAACCAAAAGAUGAUGGUGGUUUACCUUUGUCUAGUUACAUCAUUGAAAAGAUGGAUCUUACAUCUGGUCGAUGGGUUCCUGCUGGUAUUGUUGAUCCAGAAAAAACGGAACAUGCCCUUACUGGUUUAGAGCCUGGACAUAAAUACGAAUUUAGAGUAAAGGCUGUCAAUGAAGAAGGAGAAUCUGAACCAUUGGCAACUGAUACUGCAAUUGUUGCUAAAAAUCCUUAUGAUCCACCUGCAGCUCCUGGUCUUCCAGAAAUUAUUGACUGGACUGAAAAUUCAGUAACGCUCAAAUGGGAACCUCCAAUAAGAGAUGGUGGUGCUCCUAUCACUGGAUAUAUCAUUGAAAUGAAAGAAAGGUUUGGAACGAGUUUUGUAAAAGCUGCUGAAACCAGUGGACCUAAAUGUGAAGGCUUUGUACCAAGACUAGUAGAAGGAAAUCAAUAUCAAUUCAGAGUACGUGCUGUUAAUAAAGCAGGACCUAGUGAACCCAGUGAAGCUACUAAUCCACAUACUGCGAAACCUCGAUGGUUGAAACCACACAUUGAUAGAACUAAUCUUCAACCUAUGACGGUUAAAGUGGGUCUUACUAUUAGUUUAGAUGUUAAUAUUAUUGGUGAACCACCUCCAAAUGUCACUUGGUAUUAUAAUGAUUCUGAGUUAAAAACUAAUGAUAUCUAUCGUAUUGAUAAUAUUGAUUAUAACUCUAAAUUCUUCGUUUUGAAAGCAAAACGAGAACAUACAGGAAGGUACAAAAUUAGAGCUAAGAAUGAAGUUGGUGAGGACGAAGCUGAAAUUGAAAUUACAGUUCUUGGUAAACCAACCAAACCUAAAGGUCCUCUUAGUGUAACUGAUGUUACUAAACACGGUUGUAAACUUAAAUGGAAGAGACCAGAAGACGAUGGUGGCUCACCAAUUGAGUAUUAUGAAAUUGAAAAAUUAGAUCCACUUUCAGGUGCUUGGGUACCAUGUGCAAGAUCAACUGAACCAGAAGCAAAUAUCACGGGUCUUUUAGAGGGCAAACCUUACAAAUUCCGUGUUAAAGCCGUUAAUAAAGAAGGUGAAUCAGAAGAGCUUGAAGCUGACAAAUCAAUCAUUGCCAAAAAUCCAUUUAAUGAACCAGGUAAACCUGGACGCCCAGAACUUAAAGACUGGGAUAAAGACUUUGUUGAUCUUUCAUGGAAAGCUCCAGAAGAUGAUGGUGGUGCAAUUAUUGAAAAAUAUAUCGUUCAAAUGCGUGAUAAGGAUGGACGACAGUGGGUUGAUGCGGCAAUGGUUGUCGGAGACCGUACAAAUGCCAAAGUUACUGAAGGUAUUGAACCGGGACAUGAAUAUGAAUUCCGAGUUGUUGCAGUUAAUAGAGCAGGACCUAGUGAACCUAGUGAUGUAUCAAAGAGUGUUGUUGCUAAACCUCGAUUCUUGGCUCCUCGCAUCGAUCGCAAAAAUCUUACGAAAAAGACACUUCGUAUUGGACAAAUGCUUAGGCUCGAAGCUGAUAUUAAAGGUGAACCUCCUCCAGCAGUAACAUGGAAAUACAAAGAUGCCAUAAUUAAGAGUAUGGAUAGAUUAAAAAUCGAUAAUGAAGAAUAUCAUACUCUAUUUAUUUUAAACAAACUGAAGAGAUCUGAUACGGGAACAUAUACGGUCAUUGCCACAAAUGAAAGUGGUACUGAUCAAGUAGACAUCGAAUUAGUUGUCUUGAGCAAACCAACAAAGCCUAAAGGACCUUUAGAUGUAUCAGACGUUACUGCAGAUGGAUGUAAACUCAAGUGGAAUCCUCCUGCUGAUGAUGGUGGUGAGCCCAUUGAUCAUUAUGUUGUUGAACGUAUGGAUGUUGACACAGGAAGAUGGGUACCAUGUGCCACAAGUAAAACACCAGAAGCUGAAAUAAGUGGACUGAAUGAGGGAAAAGAUUACAUGUUCCGAGUGAAAGCUGUCAAUGCUGAAGGUGAUUCAGAGCCUUUAGAAACAGAUCUGCCAAUUACUGCGAAAAAUCCAUUCAAAGAACCCGAUGCUCCAGGAAAACCAGAACUCAGAGAUUGGAGCAAACGACACGUGGACCUUAAAUGGACAGCGCCUAAACGGGAUGGUGGUGCACCUAUUGAAAAAUAUAUUAUUGAAAAGAAAGAUGCGUAUGGAAAAUGGCAAAAGGCAGCAGAGGUACCUGGAAAUCAAACUCGUGGAACUGUUGAAGAUCUUACAGAAGGACAAAAGUAUCAAUUUAGGAUAAAAGCAGUUAAUAAAGGUGGUGUGAGUCAACCCAGUGAUCCUAGUGAUAUUCUUACUGCCAAAGACCGAUAUGCUGCUCCUAGAAUUGAUAGAACGAAUCUUAGAGAUCUCACAAUUAGAGCCGGCAAUCAUAUUCGACUCGACGUUAAAAUUAGUGGUGAACCUCCACCAACUAAGGUUUGGUAUCACAAUAAAGUUAAACAAGAAGAAGGCGAUAAUUUAACCAUUGAAAUUGAUGAUUACCGCACUAAAUUCAUGGUACCUUCCGCCACUAGAGCUCAUUGCGGCACAUUAACCAUCAAAGCUGAAAAUGAUUCAGGAAGAGAUGAAGCUUCCAUUGAAAUAAUAGUUCUUGAUAAGCCUGCUAAACCUGAAGGACCACUUAAGGUUAGUGAUGUCCACAAAGAAGGAUGUAACCUUAAAUGGAAUCCACCACUAGAUGAUGGAGGUGUUCCUAUUGAACAUUAUGUUGUUGAAAAAAUGGAUACUGAAACUGGUAGAUGGGUACCAGUUGGUCGAACAAAAGAGCCUAACUUUGAAGUUGAAAAUCUUGUUCCUGGUCAAGAAUAUAAAUUCCGCGUAGCUGCAGUCAAUGCUGAAGGAGAGUCGGAACCAUUGGUGACUGAUCACUCAAUCGUGGCCAAAAAUCCAUUCGACGAGCCAGGUGCACCAGGCCGACCAGAAGCAACCGACUGGGACAAGGAUCACGUAGAUUUAAGAUGGACUCCACCGUUAGUUGACGGUGGAUCUCCAAUCACAGGUUACGUGAUUGAAAAACGUGAAAAAGGCUCACAGAAGUGGGUUAAAGCUUGUGAGACCAUUGGACCUGAAUGUAAAGGACGCGCAGAGAAUCUUGAUGAAGGUAUCGAAUAUGAAUUCCGUGUCAGAGCAGUUAAUGCUGCUGGUCCUGGUGAACCAUCUGAUGCUAGUAAAUCAAUUGUCGCUAAAAGUCGACGAGUACCACCGAAGAUUGAUCGUAGAAAUCUUCGAGAUGUUGAAAUCCGUGAGGGUGAACGUUUCCACUUCGACGUGAAAGUUAUUGGUGAGCCUCCUCCAGACGUUACAUGGGUGAUCAAUGACAAGAGUAUUCACAUAACAACUCAUCGUAGAGUUGUAAACGAACCAAACAACACAAAAUUCUUUAAUGAUAAAGCUGAGCGUAAAGAUACUGGAAUUUAUAAAAUUACAGCUGUUAAUCAGUAUGGAAGUGAUACAGCUGAAGUUGAAGUCAAUGUUAUUUCAAAACCAGGAAAACCAGAAGGACCCCUCGAUGUAUCCGAUAUCCAUAAAGAUGGUUGUACACUGAAGUGGAGAAAACCAAAAGACGAUGGCGGAGAACCAAUCGAAGGUUAUCUUGUAGAAAAAUAUGACCCAGAAACUGGUGUAUGGUUGCCAAUUGGCAAAUGUCCGGGUACUGAGAUGAAAGUUGAAGGUCUCACUCCAGGCCAUGAAUACAAAUUCCGAGUUAAGGCAAUUAAUGCUGAAGGAGAAUCUGAACCUUUGGAGACUUAUGGAUCCAUCAUAGCUAAAGAUCCAUUUACCGUACCAUCACCUCCUGGAGCCCCAGAACCAAGUGAUUGGUCAGCUAAUACAGUUGAUCUUACCUGGAGAGAACCAUUCUCAAAUGGAGGUUCUCCAAUCACUGGCUAUAUUAUUGAAAAGAAGGAUAAAUACAGCACAAUGUGGGAGAAAGCUUUAGAAUUAACUGUACCUCAGUGUGAAGCUCACAUUACUGGAUUAAUUGAAGGCAACGAAUAUGUAUUCAGGGUAAUUGCUGUGAAUAAAGCUGGUCAAUCAGAACCAGGAGAUACCAGCAAGACAUUCCUGGCUAAACCACGAUUCCUUGCUCCAAAGAUCGACAGAAGACAUCUUCGAGAUGUUACAUUAUCUGCAGGCUCAACACUUAAAUUUGAUGCCAAUAUUACUGGUGAACCAGCACCUCAUGUUGAUUGGCGUUGUGGAUCAAUGCCCGUAGUUCCAGGAAAGACUGUAAUCAUUGAGAAUCCACCUUACAGUACUAAAUUAGUUAUUCGUCCAGUUGCUAGAGGCAAUAGCGGUGAAUAUGUCGUUACUGCUACCAAUACAUCAGGCAAAGAUAGUGUUACUAUCAACGUAAUUGUCACUGACAAACCUACACCGCCUGAAGGUCCUCUAGAAAUUUCCGAUAUUCACAAAGAAGGAUGUAAACUUAAAUGGAAGAGGCCACUUGAUGAUGGUGGUACUCCUGUUGAAUAUUAUCAAGUCGAGAAGAUGGAUUCUGAAACUGGAUGUUGGGUGCCAUGUGGACGAUCUACUGAACCUCAAAUGGAUGUAACUGGUUUAACUCCUGGAAAAGAAUAUAAAUUCCGUGUCGCAGCAGUUAAUGCAGAAGGAGAAUCUGAACCAUUAACAGCUGAAGAAACAAUUAUUGCUAAAAAUCCAUUUGAUGAGCCAGGAAAACCCGGAAAUCUUAAAGCUACCGAUUGGGAUAAAGAUCAUGUUGAUCUUGAAUGGAAACCACCAACUGAAGAUGGUGGAUCUCCAAUUACUGGUUAUAUUAUCGAAAAGAAAGACAAAUAUGGUGACUGGGAAAAAGCUGUUGAAGUUCCUGCAGAUGUUACAUUUGCCACUGUUCCAGAUUUAAUUGAAGGACAACCAUACGAAUUCCGCGUUCGUGCAGUUAAUCAAGCAGGACCUGGUGAACCAUCAGAUCCAACUCCAACGAUCAUUGCUAAACCAAGAAAUCAACCACCACAUAUUGAUCGUACAAAUCUCGAAGAUAUUAGAAUCAAAGCUGGACAAAACUUCAGCUUUGAUGUUAAAGUUUCUGGUGAACCUCCUCCAACAACAACAUGGCAAUUUGCUGGUAGAGAUAUGAGAUCUUCAGAUAAGAUCAAAAUGAAGCAUGUUGAUUAUGCUACCAGUCUCCAUGUUAGAAUGGCAACUAGAGCAGACUCUGGAAGAUAUACAAUUACAGCACGUAAUGAAAGUGGUACAGAUUCUGCUUCGGUGAAGGUAACAGUCAUAGACAAACCUGGAGCACCAGAAGGACCUCUUCGAGCUACAGAUAUUCAUGCUGAAGGCUGUAAAUUGAAUUGGAAUCCUCCAGAAGACGAUGGUGGACAACCAAUCGAAUGUUACAUAGUGGAAAAAAUGGAUGAUGCUACUGGACGAUGGGUACCAGCUGGUCAAACAGAUGGACCCGAAACUAGUUUAGAAGUUGAUGGCUUAACACCUGGACAUAAAUAUAAAUUCCGAGUGCGUGCUGUCAAUAAACAAGGCAAAUCAGAGCCAUUGACGAUGUCACAAAAUAUCGAAGCUAAAAAUCCAUUCGAUGAACCCGGCAAACCUGGUACUCCAAGUAUUACUGAUUUCGACAGAGACUUUGUUGAACUUUCAUGGGCUCGUCCAGUCGAAGAUGGAGGUUCUCCAAUCACUGGGUAUAUUAUUGAAAAAAGAGACAAAUAUAAUCCAAAUUGGGAAGAGUGUGCUAAAGUUGAAGGAGAUAUUACUCGUGGUCGAGUUCCAGAUCUCAUUGAAGGAACUCCAUAUGAAUUCCGUAUUCGUGCAGUCAAUAAAGGUGGUGCUGGAGAACCAUCUGAUGCUACUAGACCACACGUAGCACGACCUAAAAACUUGGCACCUAAAAUUGACCGUAAAUACAUGUUGGAUGUUAAAGUCAAGGCUGGAGCAUUCUUCGAUUUUGAUGUUCCUGUUAUUGGUGAGCCUCCUCCAAGCAAAGAAUGGAACUUGAAGGGUAACAUUAUUAGCAAUGACGACCGUAUAAAGAUAACAAAUACAGAUUACAAUACUAAAGUGAGAUUCUUGGAUGCCAAACGCUCAGAUUCAGGAACUUACACUUUAACUGUUAAGAACGUCAAUGGUACAGACAGUGCUACUUUGAAUGUAGUUGUCAUGGAUAUACCAUCACCACCUGAAGGACCUUUACAAGUAUUUGAUGUUACAAGACAUGGUUGCACACUCACCUGGAAAGUACCUCGAGAUGACGGUGGUUGUGAGAUCUUGCACUAUGCUAUUGAGAAGAUGGAUUCAGAGAGUAUGCGAUGGGUUCCUGUCGCAGAAUCUGAAAUAACAACAUGUAAAGUAGAUCAUCUCAUAGAAGGCCAUGAUUAUACUUUCCGUGUACGUGCAGUAAAUAAAAUUGGAGAAUCUUUACCACUUACCGGAGUAGAUGAAAUUACUGCCAAAGAUCCAUUUGGAAAACCAGACAAACCUGGUCAACCUAUUGCUACUGACUGGGACAAAGAUCACGUUGAUCUUGAAUGGACACCACCUAAAAAAGAUGGAGGAUCACCUAUCACUGGUUAUAUUAUUGAAAAACGACCGAGAUUUGGACAAUGGGAAAAAGCAGUUGAAAUUCCUGGCGGAAAGAUUUGCAAAGGAACAGUUCCAGAUUUGACUGAAGGUCAAGAAUAUGAAUUCAGAGUUAUUGCUGUUAAUAAGGGCGGACCUGGUGAACCAUCAGAAGCAUCAGCACCGGUUAUCGCUAAACCACGCUUCCAAGCACCGACAUUCGAUAAAUUAUUGAUGAAAGAUUUAACUGUUCGUGCUGGUCAAAAAAUUAGCUGGGAUCUUCCUAUUGAAGCAUCACCAAAACCAACUGCUUAUUGGAAGUUGAAUGAUACACCUAUUGAAGCUGAUGCUCGUCAUGAAAUCUUCACAACAACGACAAAUACAACAUUUGAAAUACCAUUCUCAGUACGCAGUGAUGCUGGAAGAUAUACUUUAACUCUGGUAAAUGAUGUUGGAAAAAUAACUGCGAGUGCAUUCGUCACAGUAUUGGAUAGACCUUCACCACCAGUAAAACCGUUCGUUGUCAGUAACGUAACUAAAGAUAGUUGUCAUCUAUCAUGGCAAACACCACUUGAUGACGGUGGUAGUCCAAUUCUUCAUUAUGUUAUUGAAAAGAUGGAUGUAUCCAGAGGCACAUGGUCUGAUGCAGGCAUGGCAAUGACUCUCAACCAUGAAGUUUAUCGUUUGACUCAUAAGAAAGAAUAUUACUUCCGUGUUAAGGCUGUAAAUAACAUUGGAGAGUCUGAUCCUCUAGAAACCACAAGAAGUAUUGUGGCAAAGAAUGAAUUCGAUGAACCUGAUGCACCUGGUAAACCUAAAAUCACAGAUUGGGAUAAAGAUCAUGUUGACCUCACUUGGCCAGCACCAGAGAAUGAUGGUGGAUCACCGAUUAGUGAAUACAUUAUCCAAAAGAAAGAAAAAGGAAGUCCAUAUUGGAUUAAUGCAGCUCAUGUUCCUUCUGGAAAAACAGCUGCAACUGUUCCUGAUUUGAGCGAAGGACAGGAAUAUGAAUUCAGAGUUAUUGCUGUAAAUGCAGCAGGACAAUCAGAACCAUCUGAACCAAGUGAUGCCGUUAUUGCCAAGAGUCGAUUCUUAGCACCAAAGAUCAAAACUCCACUCGAAGAUAUUAGAAUUAAAGCUGGUCUUGUAUUCCAUGUUGAUGUAAACUUUAUUGGAGAACCUGCUCCAGAUGUCACAUGGACAGUUGGAAAUAAACCUUUACAAACAAAUGAAAGAACGACUGUUACAUCUAUUGGAUAUCAUACAAUUAUUCAUACAGUUAAUGCUAAAAGAUCUGAUUCUGGUCGUUAUCAUUUAUCUCUGAAGAAUGAUAGUGGAGCUGACGAAGGUAGUUUUAAUCUUAUCGUUCUUGAUAGACCAGGUCCACCUGAAGCACCAUUAGAAUACGAAGAAAUUACUAGUCAGUCUGUUACUCUAUCAUGGAAAGCACCUAAAGACAAUGGUGGUAGUGAAAUAACUGGAUAUGUUAUUGAAAAACGAGACCUUACCCAUGGUGGUGGCUGGGUACCUGCUGUUAAUUAUGUCAAUCCAACACAAACCUAUGCCACAGUACCUCGUCUUACUGAAGGAACAAAAUACGAAUUUAGAGUCUCUGCGGAGAAUCUACAAGGACGUUCAGAUCCACUACAAACUACGCGUGCUAUUGUUGCCAAGAAUCAAUUCGUCGUUCCAGGCCAACCUGGUAAGCCUGAGUGUCUUGAUGCAAGCAAAGAUCAUAUUAAAAUUAAAUGGACACCGCCAAUUAGCAAUGGAGGAUCACAAAUCCUUGGAUAUGAAAUCGAACGACGUGAUCGUGCAACCGGUCGCUGGAUAAGACUAAAUAAAGAAUUAGUUAAAGGGCCAGACUAUCUUGAUGAACAUGUAGCUGAAGGUCAUCAAUAUGAAUACAGAGUAUCAGCAGUGAAUGCAGCUGGAGCUGGUAAACCUAGUGAUACAUCCAAUGUCUUUACAGCAAGACCAAUGAAAGAGAAACCCAAGCUUCAUCUCGAUGCUCUUCUUAGUCGUAAGAUUAAAGUUAGAGCUGGAGAACCAAUUCAUGUUGAUAUACCAAUAUCUGGUGCACCUAUUCCAAGAGUAUCUUGGCUUAAAGAUGGCAAUAAACUUGCAGAUAAUUACCGCAUUUCUACAGAAACGAAGAGCGAGCAUACUGUACUUCUUAUUCAGAAGUCUAUACGUGAAGAUGCUGGACAUUAUACUGUUACAGCAACGAAUGAAUUCGGAGAAGAUAUGGCUGAUAUUCAAGUAAUUGUAGUAGACAAACCUGAACCUCCGAAAGGACCUCUCCUCUACUCAGGAACCAACCACGAAUCCGUUUCUCUUUCAUGGAGUCCACCUGACGACAAUGGUGGUGCUGAAAUCACCAACUACAUUGUUGAAAUUUGUGACUUUGGAAUGGAUAACUGGCGUCAAGUACCUGGGUAUUGUCCAUUAUGUCACUUUACUGCUCGUGGACUUCAAGAAGGAAGACGUUACAUAUUUAGAGUUCGUGCUGAGAAUCUUUAUGGAGUUUCUGAGCCACUUGAUGGUAAACCAGUUUGUGCUAAGAGUCCAUUCGAUCCACCUGGUCCACCUAGUCAACCAGAGAUUCUUGGAUACACACCAAACACCUGUACACUUACAUGGAAUCCACCAGAGGUUACUGGUGGCAAACCAAUUACUGGAUAUUAUGUUGAGAAACGUGAACGUGGUGGUGAAUGGCUUAAAGUCAAUAAUUACGCAACACCAAAUACUACAUUCUCAGUUCAAGAUCUCCAUGAAGGCGGUCGAUAUGAAUUUAGAGUUAUUGCUGUCAAUGAAGCAGGACCUGGUGAUCCAAGUAGAGCCACAGAGCCAAUAGUCGCUGGACACCAACGAUUGAAACCAGAUGCACCUGAACCUCCUAAAGCUGAUAGAAUUACCAAAGACUCAGUUACUCUAUCAUGGCGUCCACCUAGAAAUGACGGUGGUGCUAAAAUUCGUGGAUACUUCAUUCAAUCUAAGAAGAAGGACGAAGAUGAUUGGUCUGAUGUUAAUGGAGCACCAAUCACUGGUACUAUUUAUACUGUACCUAAGUUGAAGUUAGGUGACGAAUACCAAUUCCGUGUUAUUGCCAUGAAUGAUGUUGGUAAGAGUAAUCCAAGUCGUCCAAGCAAUCCUAUUGUCAUUGAAGAACAACCUAACAAACCAAUUAUGGAUCUUGGAGGUGUUCGGGAUAUUACUGUACGUGCUGGAGAAGAUUUCUCCAUUCAUGUACCAUAUGUUGGAUUCCCCAAACCAAUGGCAAGCUGGUUUGCUAAUGAUGUUAUCCUAGAUGAGACUGACAGAAGAGUACAUCAACAAUUAGGCGAUGAUUACGCUAGUAUUGUUGUGAAAAAUUCAAAACGCAGCGAUGGAGGUCAAUACCGCCUUCAACUUCGUAAUUCUUCUGGAUUCGACACUGCUACAAUCAAUGUUCGAGUUCUCGAUCGUCCAAGUCCACCUCAGAACCUCAGAGCUGAUGAAUUUGCUGGAGAUGCACUCACUCUGUUCUGGAAUCCACCUAAAGACAACGGUGGUGCUGAUAUUACCAAUUAUGUGAUUGAAAAACGAGAAGGAAAAGCACAAUCAUGGAUGAAAAUUAGUGGAUAUGUUACUGCACCUUUCGUACGUGUACGUAAUCUAAAUGUUGGUCAAGAAUAUGAAUUCCGAGUCAUGGCAGAAAAUCAAUACGGAACAUCUGAUCCUGCUGAAACUAAAGAACCAAUCAAAGCUAGAUAUCCAUUUGAUCCACCAACUGCUCCUGGAGCACCAACAAGUGUUGAAACAUCUGAAGACAGCAUUACAAUCACUUGGACUAAACCACGAAGUGAUGGAGGAUCUCCAAUCACUGGAUAUAUUGUCGAGAAACGUAUGAUAAGCGAAGAUAAAUGGAUUAAAGCAACUCCAGCCCGCAUUCCAGAUACAACAUACAAAGUAGGAGGAUUAAUUGAAAAUCAUGAUUAUGAGUUCCGUGUUGCUGCAAUUAAUGCUGCUGGCCAAAGUCCAUGGAGUUCAAGCUCAGACGCUAUUCGCGCAAGUGCACCAACAUUCGCACCAAAGAUUACAAGUGAUUUAAGCAUUCGUGAUAUGACUGUGAUUGCUGGAGAGCCAUUUACAAUCACAGUUCCAUACACUGCCAAUCCUAAGCCUAAGCCAAGUUGGUCUAUCAACGGUGAAGAGGUGUAUACAGAUGAUAGAAUUAAAUUCGAGACGAAUGAAAUUGCUUCUAAAUUCGUUAACAGAAAAGCAAAGAGAAGUGACACUGGUAAUUACACUAUUCAUCUUGCAAACAGUGUUGGCACAGAUUCAGCAUCUUGCAAAGUUUUGGUUGUUGACAAACCAUCACAUCCACAAGGUCCUCUCGAUAUAUCUGAUAUCACGCCAGAAACAUGUACUUUAGCAUGGAAACCGCCAUUUGACGAUGGUGGUUCACCAGUCACCAAUUAUAUCGUAGAAAAAUUAGAUCCAGGUGAUUACUGGGUUAAAGUUUGCAGUUUUGUACGUAAUACUCACUAUGAUGUAAUUGGUUUGGAGCCUAACAAAAAAUACAAUUUCCGAGUACGUGCAGAAAAUCAAUAUGGUGUAUCUGAACCGCUUGUGGGUGAUGAACCAAUUAUGGCUAAAUUUCCCUUCAAUGUACCGGAACCACCAGGCCAACCUCGAGUUAUCGAUUGGGAUGUGGACAGUAUUACAAUAUCUUGGGACAAACCAGUAUCCGAUGGAGGCUCACGCAUUCAAGGAUACAAAGUCGAGUUCCGCGAUCCCACGGAUGAUGCUCGAUGGCGCGUGGCUAAUGAUUAUUUGGUCAAAGAUACACAUUAUAUCUGCUAUGGUCUUGCUCGUGGUCACGAGUAUGAAUUUAAAGUACGUGCUAAAAAUGCUGCAGGUUUCAGCAAACCUAGUCCACCAUCAAUUAUCUUCAAACUUCGUAGUAAAUUCAAUGUUCCAUCGCCACCUGGUACUCCUCAGGUUAUCAAAGUCGGCAAAAACUACGUUGAUCUCAGGUGGGAAGCACCAACUUCAGAUGGAGGAAGUCGAAUUACUGGCUACAUUAUUGAAAAACGUGAAAUUGGUUCAGCUAUUUGGCUCAAAUGCAAUGAUUACAAUGUUACAGACUUGGAAUAUACAGUAAUGCAUCUUAUUGAACGUGGAGAUUAUGAAUUUAGAGUAUUUGCAGUUAAUGCUGCUGGAAAAUCUGAACCAAGCUCAUGUACAACACCUGUUAAAGUUUGCGAAGUAGAAGGUGGUGAGAAACCUGAAUUUAUUCGUUCUCUACCAAUUAGUCAAGGUGUACCACUUGGAAAAACUUAUGUUCUUGAAUGCCAAGCAACUGGUAAACCAUUGCCAACACCAAGAUGGCUUAGAAAUGGAAGAGAAAUCACAAUGGGCGGUCGAUUUAGCUGUGAAACUAGAGAUGAUGGUCUUUUCAGACUUAUUAUUUCAGAAGUUUGGGAAGCUGAUAGUGGAGACUACAGCUGUCAAGCAUCAAAUCCUCUUGGCAUUGCUACUACAACUAUGAGAUUGAAGAUUGGUACUCCACCAAGAAUCGAGCGUAUGCCUAGUGAACUUUAUCUACCUGAAAAAGAUAAUACUAAGAUUAAGAUCUUCUACAGUGGUGAUCAGCCAAUGGAGAUCACUUUGAAGAAAGAUGGCCAUAAGAUUGUGGAAUCAACUCACAUUAAAUACACCGUAUUUGAUGAACACUUAAUUAUCUUCAUUAAAGAUAUUAACAAAGAAGAUGAAGGAAUUUAUGAAUUGUCUAUCAGCAAUGACAGUGGCAGUGUAAGUGGAUCAUUCACAGCAUACAUUACUGGACCACCUGGACCACCAGUUGGACCUUUGGAAGUGUCUGAGAUUGAUAAACAUACUUGCUCACUAUCCUGGCAUCCACCAAAGACUGAUGGAGGUCUUCGAGUCACUCACUAUGUUGUAGAACGUCGUGAAUUAAUCCAAGGAGUGUGGUUAACUAUCUCAAGCUUUGUGAAAGACACCAGCUUCUUCGUUCAAGGAUUAACAGAAGGCCAUGAAUAUCUAUUCAGAGUAAUGGCUGUAAACGAUAAUGGAAUGGGACCACCACUAGAAGGCACGAAUCCCAUCAAAGCUAAAGCUCCAUUCGAUCCUCCUGGUCCACCUGGAACUCCUAAAGUUCUUGAAAUUGGCGGAGACUUUGUCAAUCUUUCCUGGGAUAAACCAGAAUAUGAUGGAGGUGCAAGAGUACAAGGUUAUUGGAUUGAUAAACGUGAAGUUGGUUCUCUAGCUUGGCAGCGUGUCAAUCCCGCUAUAUGUCCAGCUACACAAAUUAAUGUCAGCAAUUUAAUUGAAGGUAGACAAUAUGAAUUCCGUGUAUUUGCACAGAAUCAAGCUGGGCUCAGCAAAGAAUCUAGUGCAUCAACGUCAGUGAAGAUUAUUGAUCCACUCGUGGCUAAACCACCAGAGGUUAUCAAACCAUUGAAGAAUCUCAACUGUACUCAGAAUCACAAUGCUCACUUUAAAUGUGUCAUCACUGGAUCACCUCCACCAACUAUCAGCUGGUUCAAAGGUGCACGUGAGCUUCAAAACAGUAGUCGGUAUCAAAUUUAUUCUGAAGGUGAUUGCCAUAAUUUAGUCAUUCAAGAUGUCUUCGGAGAAGAUGCUGAUGAAUACAUUUGUCGUGCAUCCAACAAAGGUGGUCACAAAUCUACCAAAGGUGAACUAUUUAUAAUGACACCACCGAAAUUGAACGUUCCACCUCGAUUCCGAGACACAGCAUACUUUGAUAAAGGAGUCAAUGUUGUCAUCAAGAUUCCAUUCACUGGAUUCCCCAAACCAAAGAUUACGUGGGUAAGAGAAGGUGAGACAAUUGAAUCUGGAGGUCAUUAUCAUGUAGACAUUAAAGAAAGACACGCUGUAUUGACAAUCAGAGAUGGUAGCCGAAUAGAUUCUGGCCCAUAUAGAAUUACAGCUGAGAAUGAACUUGGUCAAGAUCUAGCGAUAAUUAAAAUACAAAUCAGUGACCGUCCAGACCCACCACGAUUCCCUCAAGUGGAUAAUAUUGGUCAUGAUUCACUUGCUGUCAGUUGGAAACCUCCAGUAUGGGAUGGUGGUAGCAAUAUUACGAAUUAUGUAGUAGAGAAACGAGAACAUCCAAUGACCAGUUGGAUAAGAGCAGGCACAACUCGAUUCUGUUCAUUAGCUGUUCAAGAUUUAAGUCCUGGACAUCAAUAUGACUUCAGAGUUUCUGCCGAAAAUGUAUAUGGACGAUCAGAUCCAAGUGAAGUAACGCCUCUCAUCACCACCAAAGGAUCCAAAAAGAAAGCUCCUCAGAAAUAUGAAGUUAAAUAUGACUCUAAAGGAAAGAAGAUUCGUGGUACAAGUGAUGAAAAGGUUCGUGAUUAUGAUCAAUUUGUAUUCGACAUUUAUAGUAAAUAUGUACCUCAACCAGUCGAAAUCAAGACGACUUCUGUUUAUGAUAAAUAUGAAAUUCUUGAGGAAAUUGGAACAGGAGCAUUUGGAGUUGUUCAUCGUUGCAGAGAAAGGGCAACUGGUCAUAUCUUUGCAGCUAAAUUUAUUCCUGUUUCUCAUAUUAUGGAGAAAGAAUUAAUUAGGAAAGAAAUUGAUAUAAUGAAUCAAUUACAUCAUCCUAAAUUAAUAAACUUACACGAUGCAUUUGAAGAUGAUGAUGAAAUGGUUCUUAUAUUUGAGUUCCUUUCUGGUGGUGAACUUUUCGAAAGAAUAACAGCCGAAGGAUAUUCAAUGUCAGAAUCUGAAGUUAUUAAUUACAUGAGACAAAUCUGUGAAGGAAUUAAACACAUGCACGAAAAGAAUAUUAUACAUCUUGAUAUUAAACCUGAGAACAUCAUGUGUCAGACAAGAAAUAGUACCAAUGUCAAACUAAUUGAUUUCGGUUUAGCAACUAAAUUAGAUCCUAAUGAAGUAGUUAAGAUUAGUACAGGAACAGCUGAGUUUGCUGCUCCAGAAAUUGUAGAACGUGAACCAGUAGGAUUCUACACUGAUAUGUGGGCAUGUGGUGUAUUAGCUUAUGUAUUAUUAAGUGGUCUAUCGCCAUUUGCUGGAGAUAAUGAUAUUGAAACCUUAAAGAAUGUGAAAGCAUGUGAUUGGGACUUUGACGAAGAAGCUUUCCGACAUGUUUCUGAUGAAGGAAAAGACUUUAUUAGACGAUUACUUGUAAAGAACAAAGAAAAACGUAUGACUGCACAUGAAUGUCUUCUACAUCCAUGGCUCACAGGAGACCAUAGCGACAGAACUGGCAGAAUUUCUAGCAGUCGUCAUGUCAGUUUUAGAGAUAAAUUACGUGCUAAAUAUGAAGAUUGGGAGAAAUAUCUUUUGCCUAUUGGAAGGCUUGCAGAAUAUUCCUCACUUAGAAAAUUACUUAUUGAAAAAUAUAAAAUAUAUGAUUCGACGUUUGAUCGAAGACAAGCAGCCCCGAGGUUUGUAAUAAAACCACAGAGUGCUUUCACAUAUGAAGGACAGAGUGUUAAAUUCACAUGUCGUGUUAUUGCCAUUGCUGCUCCAACUCUUUCAUGGUACCAUAACAACCAAGAGCUUAGACAGUCUGUUAAGUUCAUGAAACGCUACAUUGGAGAUGAUUAUACCUUCAUUAUUAACAGAGCGAAGUUAGAAGAUAGAGGUGAAUAUAUUAUUCGUGCUGAAAAUCAUUAUGGAUACAGAGAAGAAGUUGUCUUCCUCAAUGUCCAACCUGUACCAAGAGAAAUGCCACCAUACAAACCAGAAGUAGCGCCGAUCCGUCGACGAGAACCAUUACCUCAAUACUUCUGGUUGGAGACAACUGAGUCAGCACCAAGCUUCACAUUCGCUCUCCGACCUCGUGUUAUGCAAGAACGUCAAACUUGCAAGCUUCUCUGUUGCUUAAGCGGCAAACCACCACCAUCAGUCAGGUGGUUUAAAGACAGUCGUGAGCUGUCGCGACACGAAUAUGCCAUGAGUCAUUCUGAUGGAGUUGUCACGAUGGAAAUUAUUGACUGUAGACCAUCAGACAGUGGAAAGUAUCGCUGUGUCGCUACAAAUUGUCAUGGAAGUGAUGAAACCACUUGUGUAGUUAUUGUCGAAGGAUCUGGAGAGACUGAAGAACAAGAAAAAAUGGCUAAUGACAUUUUACACUCUGGAGAACGUAGAUUUAUUGAACAGCCAAUCAAACCAGCACCUGCUACAAUUGUUAUUAAACAAGAAUAUAGUAGUUAUUCGAAAAAUACUUUCAAACAAACCUCAUCUGGCUUCAGAUCGACCAAUGAAUUAUCUUCUUCUUCGAAGAGCUUGAAAAAAUACGGCACCAAAACUGAUUCAACCGGAAGUCCAUCAAGAUCGCGAAAUACUACCAGGGAGCUCAUCCUGCCAUCAGAUGACUCAAUGCGAUCACCAGAAUUUGUGCGUAAAUUAACAGAUUUAACAAUCAAUGAUGGUGAACAGUUAGAACUUAGUGUAAAAGUUGAUGGUGAUCCAGAGCCACAGAUAACGUGGAUGAAAGGUGGAAAGGUCUUAAGCUCUUCAGAAAUUAUGGAACUUAGAUACAAAAAUAGAGUGGCAACUCUUGUAAUAAAUGAAGUAUUCCCUGAAGACGAAGGUGAAUAUACAUGUAAAGCAACUAAUAGCGUUGGUACUGCCACUACUUCUUGCAAGUUGAAAGUUAAGCCAAUGCCAAAUGUCGGUGGUAAAAAGAAGAGUGGUGAUGACAAAGCUCCCAAGAUUGUUGAUCACUUACAGAGUGUGUACGUUAAAGAUGGUGAAUCAGUUGUUCUUAGCUGUCGAAUAAUUGGAGCUAAGAAGUUUGAUGCUAUCUGGCUUCAUAAUAACAAGGAAAUUAAACCAAGCAAGGACUUCCAAUAUUCAAAUGAAGCUAAUAUUUAUAAAUUAACUAUUGCUGAAAUAUUCCCUGAAGAUUCGGGUAUUUACACAUGCGAGGCAUUCAAUGAUGCUGGGGAAAGCUUUUCUUCGUGUACUGUCAAUGUUCAAGUUCCUAAUGAAGAACCAAAAGGCCCAGUGUUUGCGACAUUCCCAAAAUCAGCUACGGUGAACGAAGGAGAAUCUGUGAGCUUUACUUGUCAGACUGAAACCGCGCCUCUCAAAGUGACAUGGCUGAAAGACGGUAAACCAAUUGAUGAAUCAAGUAGCCGAUAUGUCUUCAGCUCAGACGGUGACAAAUCCUUCGAAAUACGUGUCAAAUCUUGUACAACGGGUGAUAUUGGGCAGUACUCAGCAAGAGCGAUCGGUAAAAAGGGUGAAUCAAUAUCUGCAUUCGCGUUGAAUGUUAUUGGUCCAAAUGAUCAAUGAGCUAUCGGCAUUAUAUUAUCGGCUCAUUAAAAUUCACAAAUAUAUAAGAACAAAUUUUUUUGAUGUAAUAAGAAAUGUCUUUUACACUCAAUUAUUUCGUGGAGCGCUAAUUAUUGUAGUACCACUCGUUUUCUGUUAUAUUAAAUUAUUUAAACAAGAAAAUUACUAAUACGAAAAUGGAAACGAAUGUGCGCAAGUACGAAUGAAAAAUGCGCGACAAAUGUGCGUUAUCAUUAGAUAAAAACUUCAUGUAUAAAAUAUUAAGAGAAUCAUUUUUAUUUAUUUAUUUAUUACUAUUAUUCUUACUAUUAAUGAUAUUAUUAUUACUAUUAUUAUUAUUAUUACCAAACAUUGUUUUCUUUCUGUGUGCUUGUCAUUUUGCAUUAAUCGGAUAGCAGAUUCAUUUUGCACGCUAAUUUCAACUUACGCCAAUUUGUGCGCGAAUCGUAAGAAUGCACGAAUAUGAAAAACAUGAUUGAUCGUGACAUCAAUGCGAGUUGAGAUUUUUUGUGGUUUCCAGUGACAAUAGUAUGGACGUCAGCAUCCUCAAAUUAAUAAGAAAAAUAUUCGUCUGUACUAAUUAGAUCUGGAAUAUAUUUCAAUCUCUCUCCCAUUACCACAAUUAUCUCGAGUUGAAUUGGUGUCACGAAUCAAUUUUUAUUCCAAUGUAUACCCAUACAAACUGUUGUGUUAAUUUUAUUUUAAGACUGCUUCCGUUACAACACGUACAAUUAAUAAAAAUUUAUGAUUUAACAUGA